This is a messenger RNA of Rhipicephalus sanguineus (brown dog tick), 642 nucleotides long. RefSeq names its product zinc finger protein 675-like. Gene Ontology annotation, molecular function: RNA polymerase II cis-regulatory region sequence-specific DNA binding; DNA-binding transcription factor activity, RNA polymerase II-specific. Lineage: Eukaryota; Metazoa; Arthropoda; Arachnida; Ixodida; Ixodidae. Gene Ontology annotation, biological process: regulation of transcription by RNA polymerase II. Gene Ontology annotation, cellular component: nucleus. The transcript is spliced from 3 exons. The coding region runs from base 1 to 642 and encodes 213 amino acids. The record is from RefSeq and is a predicted model, not a curated record.
AUGGCUGAUGUGGAGUCGGUGCGUAUCAUAGUAAAGGAUGACGACGAUGCAGAAGCCGCGCUCACCAACUUUGUUGUGCCUCGUAUGGCCAGAAGUUCAGCACUGACCGAUGGAACCGGAGCUCUCAGGAGGCAAAGCUUUGCACACCUGCCACUCCGGAAGCAAAUCCUCCUGCGAAUCCAACAGAGUUUGGCGGAAGAGUGCGGACUCGCCGGUGGCCUCGUCGUCAAUAGAGCAGCAGAAGCAGUGGUGAAGGUGAAGAUGGAGGCAGUUGACCCGCUCACCUGUCAAUUCUGCGCGAAGCGGUUCAACUCGAUCAGCAAGCACAAUUCGCACGAGUUGCGACACCGUAGCAAAAACGAUGGUCGGUAUCGGUGCACCAAAUGCGGUAAAUGCUUUGUGCAGAAAUCUUCUCUGGUGACCCACGUGCGUAGCCACACGGGAGAGCGUCCCUACUGCUGCACGCUCUGCGGGGCCAAAUUCGGCGACGUCUCCUGCUACAACAAGCACAAGCGCAUACAUAGCGGUGACCGACCGUACACCUGCUUCGCCUGCGACAAGGCGUUCACCCAGUCCGGCAACCUAUACCGGCAUAUGCGCUGUUGCGCUCUAGUCAAAGAUAAAUCCCCUAAUCUUUCGUAA